Messenger RNA from Stegastes partitus (bicolor damselfish), 5316 nucleotides. RefSeq names its product glutamate decarboxylase 1-like. Gene Ontology annotation, cellular component: cytoplasm; presynaptic active zone. Gene Ontology annotation, molecular function: glutamate decarboxylase activity; pyridoxal phosphate binding. Gene Ontology annotation, biological process: GABA biosynthetic process. Bases 1805 to 3622 code for a protein of 605 amino acids. The record is from RefSeq and is a predicted model, not a curated record. The transcript has 15 exons. NCBI's taxonomy places the organism in Eukaryota, Metazoa, Chordata, Actinopteri, Pomacentridae.
ACACCCGUGGUCCAGCAUCGAUUUCCCCGAGAGUAGUUAAGGCUGUCCCUCUCCGGAGCGCGCAGGCUGUGCUUACAGAACAGCCCAGUGUGCCUUGCUCAGAGACACUUCUGCAGUGCGCUCUGCUGCCAGCACAAAGCCUUAAACUCGCUUCACCCCCCCGUACGCCUCUCUCAGCCCCUGUCUCCCCCCCUCCUCCCUCUCUCUCGCUCUCGCUCUCUCUCCUCCGUCCCUGUCUGAUAAAAGCGAGUCUCGCCCGGGCCAUUUGCUGUGUGGGCUCCGUCGUUAAUCAUUCCGGUUAAAAACAGAGCCAUCACAGCUGCCUGUCGCUGUCUGGAGGAUCAGCAGUGCGCGCCGAGCAGCGGACCUGGAAGACACCAUGCGCCAUUAGAGCUCGGGUAUUUAUAAUGACCCAGGAGCAUUAUACUGAUACACGUUUUCUUAUUUUUAAAUUCGCAUUUUCCUUUUAAAAAUCAGAAUAUUUCCUUCCUGUUUUCCUUCCUCUGAUUCCAUCGUUAUCCUCUGGAAUGAUUUCGACCCAUAUUUAUUAACGAUAUACUUCCGCAAUAAUACAUCAUAUGUAAUUUCCCAUAGGGUUUUGUUUUUGUUGCUCUUAGAGAAUUGUUUUUACCGUUGUUUUCUUUAAAAAAAAAAAAAAAAAAGGCAUUAACCUAUGGGUUAAUUAAUCAUUUUAAGCCUUUGUCGCAUACACAAAAUCGACUCCAUUAGAGCACACUUGAGCAGCCAUCUGCAGUGCAACGCAGGGAAAUAAUUACAGGUUUUUGUCUUCAGCAAAACGUUAAAGGGGAAAAAAAAGACUACAGCUCCUUAGAGGCCAGAGAACAAAUAGAUGGUAUAUUAACUGUUUGUAUGGAAUAAAAUCAUUUGGAGUCUUGUAUCUGUGGCCUUUGGGUGUCAAUAAAUAUUUCUAAAAAUAAAAAAUAAAAUAAAAUAAAAAAUCCCCCUAACGUCUUUCACAUGUGAAUUUGUGCCAAGAAAGAAAAGUCCAUUAAAAAAAAGAUGUUUGUUUUGUCUGACUUGCUCGUAUACUGCUGCUGCUGCUGCUGCUGGAUGUUGCCAUUAUCUCUCUGCCACGCUCCAUCUCACGCCUGGCGGCUUGUGGUGUCUGUGCGUGCGUGCGUGUGCAUGUGCGCGCGUGUGUUUGUGCCUUGGCCUCGGCCCCUCGAGCUGUUUCUCUCGGAAUGAGAUUGCCUCAGUAAAUUUAAAUACUUGUUUUUGUUUUUGAAACUUUUCCAUCAGGUGCACUCGCCUCCCUCUCUCUCCCUCUCUGUCUCUCUCUCUCGCGCUCUGCAUUCGACUCCCUCCGGCUUCCAUCUCCGCUCACGCAUGUCCACGCUCGGGUUUGUGCGCAACAGCGAGUGUGUUCCUCUGAAUGUGUGCGUGCGUGCAUGGAGUGUGUAUUUCUAUAUAUGAGAUGCACUAUAUUCUAUAAGUUUCUGCUUCGAGCCCUUGCUAUAGACUUCCAGACCACAGACAUUACCAGCUCGCUCCAGCCACAUACUGUGUUUCACUCAAUUAAUUCCUGCCCUCCUCCGUGAGCUCAUUUCACGGGUGUUAAUUCCAGUCCGCCCCUUGGCUGGGUGUGUGAGCCGGCGUGGAUUUGCCGUGCGGGCCACUGUCUGUCCCUAUUGAUUGGACUCAACUCGGAAAUGUUAUAAGACUCAUCCCUUUGUGAUCAGAGGGCGUUUGGGUACAUUAUGGACACAAUUAUUGGUCAACAAACAUUCCUAUUAAUUCGAGAAAAAAAAUAGCACACACACACAGAAAAAAAAACCAAGCCGAGAUGAGAGAAUCGCACACCUGGCCAAGAGCCGUCCGCAUCACGCUUUCCACUGUGCUCACUGUGCUCCAUCAAACCGCCUCUCCACAUUUUUUUUCCUUCCGCGGCCUGCAGCGCAGAAACUCAAACGUUCAUUCUGUUUUAGCCUACGAGUAUGCGUGGAUGCACGGAUGCACACGGAAACUGGGGAUGAAGAUUUGUGGGUUCCUGCAGAAGAACAACAGUCUGGAUGAGAAGGGGAGGCUCGCGGGCCAGAAGAACCUGCUCUCGUGCGAUAACAGCGACAGGGACGCGCGCUUCCGACACACCGAGACCGACUUCUCCAACCUGUUCGCCAGAGACCUGCUGCCGGCCAAAAAUGGAGAGGAGCCUACCAUACAGUUCCUGCUGGAGGUGGUCGACAUCCUCACGAACUACGUCAAGAAGACUUUCGACCGCUCCACCAAGGUGCUGGACUUCCACCACCCUCACCAGCUCCUGGAGGGGAUGGAGGGCUUCAACCUGGAGCUGUCCGACCAGCCCGAGUCCCUGGAGCAGAUCCUGGUGGACUGCAGGGACACGCUCAAAUAUGGCGUCCGGACAGGUCACCCACGCUUCUUCAACCAGCUAUCCUCUGGUCUGGACAUCAUCGGUCUGGCUGGAGAGUGGCUCACGUCCACCGCUAACACCAACAUGUUCACCUAUGAGAUCGCUCCGGUGUUCGUCCUGAUGGAGCAGCUGACUCUGAAGAAAAUGAGAGAGAUGAUUGGCUGGCCAAACGGAGAAGGAGACGGCCUGUUUUCUCCAGGCGGCGCUAUCUCCAACAUGUACAGUGUGAUGAUCGCACGGUACAAGUAUUUCCCCGAGGUGAAGACCAAGGGCAUGUCUGCAGCUCCCCGCCUCGUCCUCUUCACAUCUGAACAUAGCCACUACUCCAUAAAGAAGGCUGGAGCCGCUCUGGGCUUCGGCACUGAGAACGUGAUCCUGCUGAGCACAGAUGAGAGAGGGAGAGUCAUUCCUGCAGAUCUCGAGGCCAAAAUCAUCGACGCUAAGCAGAAGGGUUACGUGCCGCUGUUUGUGAACGCCACAGGCGGCUCAACCGUGUACGGAGCAUUUGACCCCAUCAAUGAGAUCGCUGACAUCUGUGAGAAAUACAACUUGUGGCUGCAUGUCGAUGGUGCGUGGGGUGGCGGACUCCUGAUGUCAAGGAAGCAUCGCCAUAAGCUCAAUGGAAUUGAGAGGGCCAACUCUGUCACAUGGAACCCUCACAAGAUGAUGGGCGUCCCUCUACAGUGUUCAGCAAUCCUGGUCAGAGAGAAGGGAAUCCUAGCGGGCUGUAACUCCAUGUGCGCUGGCUACCUGUUCCAACCAGACAAACAGUAUGAUGUCACCUACGACACAGGGGACAAAGCCAUCCAGUGUGGCCGGCACGUCGACAUCUUCAAGUUCUGGCUCAUGUGGAAAGCCAAGGGCACCAUCGGGUUUGAGCAGCACAUUGACAAGUGUCUGGAGCUGUCUCAGUACCUGUACAACAAGAUCAAGAACAGGGAGGGAUAUCAGAUGGUGUUUGAUGGAGUGCCCCAACACACCAACGUCUGCUUCUGGUACAUCCCACCCAGCCUGAGGGGAAUGCCAGAAGGUGAUGAGAGGCGAGAAAAACUCCACAGGGUGGCACCAAAGAUCAAAGCCAUGAUGAUGGAGUCUGGGACCACCAUGGUGGGCUACCAGCCUCAGGGCAACAAAGUCAACUUCUUCCGCAUGGUCGUGUCCAACUCCGCGGCCACCCAGUCCGACAUCGACUUCCUCAUCGACGAGAUCGAGAGGCUCGGUCAAGAUCUGUAAACCUCUCAGCCGCCUCUGGUGACUACAGGGCAAAACUACAGUCUUUUAUCGGUUGUAUUUCACAGGCGAAACAUUCACAGUGCUGCAGACAGAGAAAUGAUAGGACACGUCUUUGCCUGAAGCGUUCUAAAUGUUUCCACAACUGAAGAGAAACUAGCAGCGAGAGAGACUUUGAGUUUCUCUCCAGCUCUGACCCUUAGAGUUCCUUCUAUAGAUAAAAUAUAUAAACAGUAUCUGAAGUCUGCAGAUACAACAAAUAUGAUCUAAUGUGUGACUGAGCUGUGGGACCUUGUAAUGUGUGUGUGUGAGAUCUGGUUUUUGUCCGGUGUAUUUUGUCUUUUAAUGUCUGAGCGAGUGUGUGUGUGUGUGUGUGAAUUUGGUAAAACAAUAAAAAUGGGGGAAAAAAGCACAGAUCAAAAUAUAACAAGUAUCAUCCAGUUAUUCUGCUGUAUCAUACGUUUGCUACACGCAGCUGAAUCACAGGUGCUUUCAGCUGUACGUAUAUUUAACCUCGAUUUGUCCUGAACCAGUGUCCGAAGCCCCCGAAGCAGCGUUUGUGUGCAGGUGUGCAUGUAGCACACUGAGUGUAUCCUGUCGUGUGUUUUAGGCUAGCACUGUGUUAAAAAUAAGCUAAUGUGCACAGCGUAGGUGCCAAGUGUGUGAGGAUUUAGUAACCGCCUGCAACAGAGCUACAGUCUGCAAUACUUUCCCUCAUAGAAGAUUAGAUUAAGAUUUAAAACGUCCUCAGACCACGAGAGACGACCUUUAACUUGUAAAACGCUGGCUCGUUGUUUGUUCCAUGCAAUCAUGUGAUACCCAUGUGUGUUUAUAACACUGUUAGAAUAUUAAUAUUUGAUUCUAUAAUACAUACUGUUUGCAGAUUCAGGUAUUUUAUUGUAAAUGUAUCUUUAUGUGUAUUACAUGGUAAUACAUUUGUAAUCACAGGAAUUGAGUAAAGUUUAUUUAUAGUGAUUUUGUCAGCCAAAGAAAGAGAAUGGGGAACAGAACAAUCCAUCGUCCUUCGUGUAUUACUUCUUAUAGAUUAUAGGUGUUUGUAAAAUGUUACCUAUAGACCUUCGACUGCGAUGCAAUUUCUAUUGUGCGUUUCUUUCUGUGAUUGUGAGUCUUUUUGACUGAAUGUUUUGAGAUGACUGACUGGCCUUCUGAUGAGAUUAAGAAUGAAGUCUAUUUAAUCCUCCGGCCGUAGUGGCGGUCUUUUAUUUUAGCGAGAAGCACAAGGAUGUGAGAAUGUACUCUCUCCUCUUGAGACUGAGAAGAAAGAAUCGUUGUGUCUGUCUGAAUCCUAAUGCAUUUACUGUAAUAUAGUAUAUAUUAAUUGUAAUACAUAUUACUUGUAUUCUCAGUGUUACAGGAGCUCAAUGGAAUAUCUUGUAUAAAGGUUCCUGUCGGUGUCUUUGCACAAUGUUCACCUUUCUUUCUUCCAUUGUAAAUGGAUGUGUAUUAUAUAAAAGUAUUUAUGGUAAAUAGGGACCAUAUGUGAAUGGCACAAUUGCAUAAAUCAUAUUUAAGGUAAUCUGUGUACUGUAUGUGGCCCGUGACUCUUGUACGUGAGCAGUGUGGUUUCUGAUGAAGCCGACUGUACGAGAACGCUUCCCAAGAGGUUUCCAGUAGGCACUUUAACAGAAUCAUACCAUCUUGAAAAAGAUCUUUAAUAAAGUCUAUUAAAGGGAAAA